This is a messenger RNA of Plenodomus lingam JN3, 1521 nucleotides long. RefSeq lists its product as uncharacterized. The record is from RefSeq and is a predicted model, not a curated record. Gene Ontology annotation, molecular function: protein binding; ubiquitin protein ligase activity. NCBI's taxonomy places the organism in Eukaryota, Fungi, Ascomycota, Dothideomycetes, Pleosporales, Leptosphaeriaceae. Gene Ontology annotation, biological process: ubiquitin-dependent protein catabolic process; protein polyubiquitination. Gene Ontology annotation, cellular component: cytoplasm.
AUGCUACAUGAUCUGCUAAUACGUCUCGCAGAAAUGCUCACGCGCGACCUCAAAAAGUCAAACGACAACAUGGUCGUCCAUGGCAAGCUGAUUCUGAACUUGUCUACGAACCUCAGUGCGCCCAUCAGCCAAGGCGCGCAAAGUGCGACCCGUCCGACCGCUUCCCCCCACCUAUCUGUCAAUGGCGCCGUCCCAGGCGCUGUUACCUCGACCCCUCAGGCCUCAACCACAAACCUCCACCCUCCCGACGUCUAUCCUGGCCAGCAACGACCCUCCGUCUCGGCCCAGUCCAGCGCUCAGAGGCUCAGCCAGGCUUCCGCAACGGGCCCGCCCUCGGGACCCGCUCCUAGCGGAGCGACACCGGCUCGCAAUGGUGCAUAUAGUGCGUUCGAAGAUGCUCAAGGACGGCUACCAGAGGGCUGGGAACGUCGAGAGGACCAUUUGGGCCGAACCUACUACGUCGAUCAUAACACGAGGCAAACGACGUGGAUCAGGCCUGGUGCGGGCUUCAACGAGGCAGAUCAACGCACCGCCAUGGCAGCACAAACGCAACAGGAGCGCACUAGGCAUCAGAACCGCAUGUUGCCCGAGGAUCGAACAGGAGCAAACUCGCCCACACUUGCUGAAAGACAGCCGUCGCCACCGGCUGGCUCUGCGAGCGCAGUGAGUAUGAUGGCCACAGGAGCAACAACGGCUGGCACAGGAGAGCUUCCCUCUGGCUGGGAGCAGCGUCACACUCCUGAAGGACGGCCAUACUUUGUUGAUCACAACACGAGGACGACCACAUGGGUGGACCCACGCAGACAGCAAUAUAUUAGGAUGUAUGGUGGACAGGCGGCAAACGGCAGUACCAUCCAGCAGCAGCCCGUUUCACAACUAGGUCCCCUACCCUCAGGAUGGGAAAUGCGCCUUACCAACACCGCCAGAGUCUACUUUGUCGACCAUAACACGAAGACUACGACAUGGGACGAUCCGAGGUUGCCGUCUUCUUUGGACCAGAAUGUCCCACAGUACAAGCGUGACUUCCGUCGAAAACUCAUCUACUUCCGAUCGCAACCAGCGCUCCGCAUUGUGUCCGGGCAAUGCCACGUCAAGGUCAGACGUACCCAUAUCUUUGAAGACUCGUAUCAUGAGAUUAUGCGCCAAAGUGCAGCAGAUUUGAAGAAGCGACUGAUGAUCAAGUUCGAUGGCGAAGACGGCCUGGAUUACGGAGGUCUUUCGCGAGAAUUCUUCUUCUUGCUUUCUCACGAAAUGUUCAACCCCUUCUACUGUCUGUUUGAGUACUCGGCCCAUGACAACUAUACGCUUCAGAUCAAUCCCCACUCAGGCAUCAACCCCGAGCAUCUGAAUUACUUCAAAUUCAUUGGUCGUGUUGUCGGCCUCGCUAUCUUCCAUCGCCGUUUUCUGGACGCCUUCUUCAUUGGUGCCUUCUACAAGAUGAUUUUGAGAAAGAAGGUGGCUUUGCAGGACAUGGAGGGCGUGGACGCUGAUUUCCACCGCAACUUGGAAUGGAUGUUGUAA